This is a messenger RNA of Maudiozyma saulgeensis, 534 nucleotides long. The record is from the annotation of a GenBank genome assembly. NCBI's taxonomy places the organism in Eukaryota, Fungi, Ascomycota, Saccharomycetes, Saccharomycetales, Saccharomycetaceae.
AUGAAUCAAUUAGGCAAUUUAGCACAACUAUCCAGAAUGUCAUUGGAAAACUUAUCCAUGGACAAUAUUAAAGCACAAGUACACAGCUUACAAAACAAAUUAUCUUCUUUACGUCCACCACAAGAAUUCUUCAAUGUUAAGAAUAUUUCAAAACCAGCUAAUUUUUCCGAUUUACAAUCUCGUGUAUCAUACAAUUUAGGUUAUUAUUCCAGUAAUUAUGCUCUAAUUGUUGGUUGUUUAUCCAUCUAUACUUUAUUAACCAAUUUAUUACUAUUGUUUGUUAUUGUCUUUGUCUUUGCUGGGUUCUUAGGGAUUAAUAAAUUAGGAGGUCAAGGUUUAGUGACGCCGUUUGGUUCCUUUAAUACUACACAAUUAUACACUGGUCUAUUAUGUAUUUCUGUACCAUUAGGGUUUUUGGCUUCUCCAAUUUCUACUUUAUUAUGGUUAAUUGGUGCAUCUUGUAUGUCUGUGUUUUCUCAUGCUUCAUUUAUGGAAAAACCAAUUGAAACUAUCUUUGAAGAAGAAACUGUUUAA